UAUUGUUUGUAUAAUAGAUGGUGGGAUCAUCAAGUAGCACCCUGAAAUCAGCAAAGAGCGAGUCGUCGGAGGAUGUAAUUGCUAAACCUAAGGAGCGAACUAGGAGUGAAAAUUCUGUGUCCGAUCCUAUCCAGAUUAAUGCUCCCGUGACUAGUAAGCCAAGAGAAAGAACUGGUAGUUUUGAGAGCACAAAAAGUUACGAUGAGAAGAGAAGCCGAAGUCUUGAGGAUAACGAAAAUAAGGAGGCGUGUUUAGUGCUGUUGCAAGGCGGCAACCGGAACUACAGGAAGGUGCAAUCGUUACCAUUCCGGAACUCAUUGACUGACGUGUACUCGAUGGGUCAAUGGGACUUUCCAGAAAAAUUAACAAUGCUGGAGAAACAUUAUUGUACUAUACAUCUACCAAUCAAAGACAGCCACCACUCAUUCUCUAGUCUUCUAUACCUCAAUCCAGAGGCAUUCAAAGCUGUAGGUAACUUGGCACCGCCAGAUCUUACACGUUUUGGAUCUUACAGUUCCCCGGCCAUUUCUGACUUUCUCAAUACUGAUUGUGACGAGUGCCGAUCACAGCUUGAAGCUAAAAAGAGGCCACAGAGUUGCUAUUACUUCAGUAAUGCUUUUGAUGGUUUCAACAUGGUUCCUUCCUUGAAACCCCUGGAGACGUUGCAUAACAACCUCACCAUGCGUGACCUUGAUGUGUUCCUCAGCCGUGCCACAACGACCAAGUUCUUUACACCUGUGUCUUCACCCAUGUAUGGACCAACUCCUCUAGCUUCUCCCAGAUGCCCCGAAUUAAAGAAAGCGAAAUCACACAGUGGUCCCAGCUUGCCAUCAUCCAGUAACUCAAGUGCUGGUCCAUCUUCGCCGACGUCUGCAUCAACUCCUGUAGACUUUAUCAAUAAACUGAGGUCGUACAUCAUUGACAGUACUAAAAAUGAGCAACAGGCAUUAGCUGAUCAUGAGGCGGAGGCUGAUCCAAGUCAGCAAUCUUCAACUUAUCAGAAACAAGAUAGUAUUGACAUAACAUUAAAUCAGCCAACCAAACUUGGUGUUACAUCUGAAUCAAAACAGACUGAUUCUCUGCAGACUUCUCCAAAGUCAGACUGUAUACCAGCUGGAAACUCAUCUUCAUUAGCUCCAUCGGGAAAAACAGGGCACCAGUCAGCUUUUAAAACGGUCAACAGAUCAAACAGUCAGAAAAGUGUAUUUUAUGUUUCACAGGUUUCAGAAGAAAGUCUAGAAAAGAAAAAUUCUGCAGAACAGACAUCCGAUAAUGAAAAGAAAUCUGUUGAAGGAAAAAGUGAUGAGGGAAGUGAAGACAAAAGUUGAUAAAAUUUAUGUUUAGCAAACCCCUUUCCUAAUGAAUUUUUACACUAGCUCCUAAGAUAAAUUUAUUUUGACAGUUUAUUUUUAAGUUUCUUUGUUUAUUGUUGCAUAAUAUGAGUGAUUUAACAGUAUUAUGUUGUAAAAUGGGUAACCAUUUUUUUUUUACUCAAAAAAGCUCAUCUGUCACAAAGUGACA
Molecule: messenger RNA, 1521 nt
Organism: Ruditapes philippinarum (Manila clam)
Lineage: Eukaryota; Metazoa; Mollusca; Bivalvia; Venerida; Veneridae
Product: inactive protein tyrosine kinase pTKL-like
Exons: 9
Coding region: 18-1328 (436 amino acids)
Source: RefSeq, a predicted model, not a curated record